AUGGAGCCGUUAGACGCCCUCCAAUCGCUCAUCAACGAUGUGCUCGUACAAACUGGCAAAGCCCUGCGGGCCUCUCGCAGAGACGCUCAGGGGAAUCUGACGCAUGCUUAUGGGCCUACACAGUCAAAGCUGCCAGACACCAUCGAUCACUUCCACAAUGCGCUCAACGAGCUGGAAAGUGAAAUUGAAAAGAAGAAGAAGCUUUUGGCUCGGCCCACACCUCAGCCCGUCGAGGCGCAAGCAAAGCGACCUCCAAACAUGGAUCUGCCCUCACCGCCAGAGCCCAUUUUCAAGGACGAACCCAUGGCAGAGGACGCAGACGUGAAGCCCAUGGCGCCAUUCCCCAACAUGAGCAUCGAUCUUGCCGAAGCCGAACCCAUGGACAUGUCCAUCAAGGAACCCAAUGGCCAGCAAUUGCAGCAGCAGCAGCAACCGCCUCCUCCAGGCGGUAUGAACGGGUUGAACGGAACGGCUAGUCCAGGGGAUAAGAAGCCAACUGCAGAUAUGCUCCCUGAACCUUCCGCAUCAAACCAACCACCAGUGUUACCAGAGGGUUCGGGGAUGCAUUUUACCGACAUGGAGUUUACCCUUGCGCCGCCGCCGGGUAGCGAGGUUCCCGGGCAGCCCAGCGCCUCCAAAGAGCCAUCCUUCGACCUGACUACCUUUGCACCGGCCGAUGGCGGCGACGACCUUUUGAAUCUCAACCACCUUCUACCCGCUGACCCCAGCAGUUCGGCUGCACAGGCCAACCCAGGCCAGGUAAAGAUGGAGAACGUCAAGGUGGAGGUGCCCGACGCAACGAUGAACACGGACUUCUUUGGCCCAGAGUCCGGGGCCGCCGACGGGAUGGACUUUGACUUUAGCAUUGGCGGCACGGGGGACGAUACUUUUGACGACCUUAUGAACAACCGCGACAGCACUUUUGAGCUGAUGGAUGCGGGGGGUGACUUUGACACGGCGUUUUUCGGGCUUGAUAAGCCGGACGAGAAUCCUGCGUGA
Molecule: messenger RNA, 999 nt
Organism: Trichoderma aggressivum f. europaeum
Lineage: Eukaryota; Fungi; Ascomycota; Sordariomycetes; Hypocreales; Hypocreaceae
Exons: 3
Coding region: 1-999 (332 amino acids)
Source: RefSeq, a predicted model, not a curated record